This is a messenger RNA of Penicillium atrosanguineum, 414 nucleotides long. RefSeq lists its product as uncharacterized. Lineage: Eukaryota; Fungi; Ascomycota; Eurotiomycetes; Eurotiales; Aspergillaceae. The transcript has 2 exons. The record is from RefSeq and is a predicted model, not a curated record. Bases 1 to 414 code for a protein of 137 amino acids. Gene Ontology annotation, molecular function: glucan endo-1,3-alpha-glucosidase activity.
AUGCCCGGGUAUGAUAAGGAUUGGCUGUGGCGUGGGGACGAUCUCUUAUCAAACCAAGCUGCAAGUUCGGAACUGGCAGAUUCCGCCUAUACGGCUUUUAGCACUGGCAGGGCCCCUUACAAUUAUGUCCUUGGCAUGCCCCAUGAUGGUUGGCGCGCAUUUCUGCCAUGGCUGAUUGAAACCUACAAAAGCAAUUCUUCUACCAUUGAACAGGAGGGAGUGCAGGGGUGGUAUCAACUCAAUGCUGCUGGUAAUUGCGUCCACAACGGGGGUACCACUGGCAACACGGCCAACCAACUGGAGCUGGAAUGCUAUCCGUAUCAAAAUCCGCAUGACAGUAUCUUUUUCUCUAGUCUGCUAGGAUCUUCAGCAGACAUCUCGGUGACUAUCGGUGGCAGCAUGACAGGUACAUAG